GCCAAGCAGAGUGGGAGGAAACGCAACACACGCUCGAUUUUCUUAUCAGCCGGUGUGCGCACACGUACAGCUGAAUUGAUACAUGAAGACAUAUAACAUUACAUGCCACAUACCACCAGCGAUGCAUGUUAGUUGUCUGUCUGUCAUGGCAGUGAUACGGAAUGAGGUGAGGAAUAAGGAGACAACGAAAAUUUUGAGGGUGUAAACUGACAAGAUAUAUUAAUUUCGUUUGAAGCAAUUCCACACCCAAUCUGCCGCGCUCUUCCAGAGUUCAAAAUGGCUGCGUUGUACAAUGAUAGCGAUUUCAAAGAGAAGUUGAUUCGGAACGUGAAGAAAGAGGUAAAACAGAUUAUGGAAGAAGCAGUGACCCGGAAGUUCGUCCACGAAGAAAGUAGUUCCAUUACUUCUUUGUGUGGAGCCGUGGAGGCUUGUUUAUCACAGGGGCUGAGGAGAAGAGCCCUCGGCUUGUUCAAGACCAGUUCUACCACUGCGCUACUGCACAAAGCGGCCAAGAGCUUUGGGCCGGCAGCAGUCAUCUCGAGGAAAGUGCAAGAGAUAGAAAACUGCGAUCCAAACAGGAGAUCUUCAUCGAGUGGUGACAGCACGAACCGGCCUCCGAGUGGGAAGCCGCCACUGCAGAAGAAGAACUCUGCUGGUGGGGUCAUGACUUCUUCUGGUGUGCAAAGUCCGCGGUACUUGUGGAUACGUCUAGCUCUAUUUGAGAAACAGCUGGCUGCCAUUAUUGACUACCUCGUACAGAACAGCAGUAAAUACUAUGAGAAAGAUUCCCUAGUUGCAGAUCCAGAUUAUGGUUCCAUUCUCAGUUCUCUGCUUGUUGGUCCUUGUGCAUUGGAUUAUUCCAAGACAAAAACACAAGACCACUUCUGGACUGAUCCACCCGCAGAUGAGUUAGUACAAAGGCAUCGCAUCUCCAGCGGCCAUGCCACUCCGCCCUCCUGCCGGAGACCUGCUCUCAAUUUUCGACGCAGUUUACAUGCUGUCAGUUCUGAAGAGGGUCACCGCCAGAUCCCCAUAUCAGCUAAAGACUAUGUUGAAUCCCUCCAUCAGAACAGUCGUGCCACAUUGCUGUAUGGAAAAAACAACGUUCUUGUGCUGCCUAAAGACCUAACAGAACCCAUGCCAGGCUAUUUGUCACUUCAUCAGACAGCACACUCACUGACUAUCAAGUGGACACCUAACCAACUCAUGAAUGGUUAUUCAGAGGCUGAAAUACAGGAUAAAAGACGAGGCAGUUUGCCAGGAAUACAAGCUCCUAGGAAGCAUCUCCUAUACAGACGCUCUUCCACCCAGACUCAGCUGGUUUUAUAUUGGGACUAUGCCAUGAAUGUGCAAGUUGAUGAAAUAGUGUAUGUUCACUGCCAUCAACAAGCUGAUAGUGGCGGUACCAUAGUGCUGGUGGGACAGGAUGGAGUUCAGCGACCUCCAAUCCACUUUCCAAAGGGUGGACAUCUACUUUCAUUUCUGUCAUGUCUCGAGAAUGGCCUGCUCCCUCAUGGACAACUUGAUCCACCACUAUGGUCACAGAGAGGAAAAGGCAAAGUGUUUCCAAAGCUUCGAAGAAAAGGACGCACUCUUCCGUCAUUACGAAAUGGAGAAGAGGCAGGGGAUGAGUCUACUGAUUAUGUUUUCCGAAUUGUCAGUAAAGCACGCCAUGAGGACUUUUUGGCAGGACAAGACUUGAUGGAUCCUAGUCCAUGGACUGGCAGUAUUCAACAUCUCCAGUCCAGAGUUAGAGCACAGCUUAUCUCAACCUCCACAGCCAGUUCCACAUCUUCAUCCAAAUCCCUGAGUCUGGACCCAGGCAGUGGUGCAGAAAUGCCAGAGAGUCCAAGACAAGGUGUAAUAUCAAAUGGUCCAACUCCUAAAUUAACCACAGGUGAUUCAAUACAACUGGUAUGUGAGACCAUGAAACGUCAAAUAAUCUCACGAGCAUUUUAUGGCUGGUUAGCAUAUUGUCGUCACUUAUCCACAGUGCAGACACAUCUCUCAGGAUUGGUGAAUCAGAGCAUUGUAUCUCAGGAUGAUCCCUGCAAUGCCUCUGAAGGACUCACACGUGAAAAGUGGAAUCACAUGAAUGUUAAUGGUGUAAUUACUGACAAGGCAGAAGUGUUUCGCCUCACUUAUUAUGGCGGUGUAUGUCAUGAAAUCAGGAAAGAGAUGUGGCCAUAUCUGCUUGGACACUAUCGAUUUGGCAGCUCACCAGAAGACAGGCAAGAAUUAGACCUUGCAACACAACAGAGCUAUGAAACCACCAUGUCAGAAUGGUUGGCUGUGGAAGCUAUUGUUAGACAGAGGGACAAGGAGACAAUGGCAGCUAACCUUGCUAAGCUCUCUUCAGAGAGCACAAGUGGAGAUGUUCCACCACCCACUCCUGCCAUGGCACAGGACCUGAGUAAUGAUGUGUUUGAAGAUAACCUGAGUCUUCUUUCUGAUAAUGAUAUUGGAGAUGAAGCAGAAACUGCGAAACAUAAUGGUGAGACUGCACAUGGUGAUGAAGAAGAUGACCACUUUGUUCGUUGUCCGCCUAAUUCUUUGGAAAACAACCAAACAGAUUUUGAGGAACAGUAUUUUCCUUUGCAAUACAGCAAUUACCCAAAUGACUCUGGAAGAAAUGGUUCUGCAAAUGGCAAGUCUGUUGCAGAAAAACAAAAUGGAAUUUAUAAGAAAUUAAAUGGGAUUUCUGAAGAGAAGGUCAGAAAAGGAGAUAAAAUUCUCAAUGGUAUUGUUGAAGAAGAUGAAACAACCACAAUUCCAUGCUCACUGAUUUCAAAAGAGAAACACAAUGUAGACAGCUCUUUCAGCAACUCUCUUGCUGAGAGUGUCGGCAGACUGGUCAAUGGUUAUAAUUCACAAGUAGAACAGGAAAAUAACCAGGCAAUUAAAUCACCAUCUCCAGAUGAAGGAGUGGUGGAAGAUGAAGAUGUAGAAAGAGGAACAAAGAACGGUCAUGCUGGAAACAAUCAACUAGUACAAAAGAAAAUACAUAAAUGCAAGUCAUCAAACCAGCGUCCGUUACAGUCAGCUGCAGUCAUAGUAACUACUAAUCCAUCAGUAGAUAGUGGUAACCAGUCUGACCCAUACGUUGAAGAGCCAUGUGAUCACUUGCUGACACCACAUGACGAGGAGAAGGAAGGACUAGAUACUCUUGCUGUCACAGAAGAAACUGCUGAGGGCAAUAGUCAGGGCUCUCGUUCAACUUGCAUCUCCCCAGCAAGCUCACAGGGUGGGGUAUAUUCGAUGGAGCUUCUUGAGACAUUUGGCUUAAAUCUUCACCGCAUAGACAAAGACGUGCAGCGCUGUGAUCGCAAUUAUUGGUACUUCACAGCUGAGAAUCUUGACAAAUUGCGUAAUGUUAUGUGCACGUAUGUCUGGGAACAUCUUGACAUGGGUUAUAUGCAAGGAAUGUGUGAUUUGGUUGCACCACUUCUUGUCAUAUUCGAUGAUGAGGGUACAACUUAUUCAUGUUUUUGCCGUCUCAUGGAGAGGAUGGGUUCCAAUUUCCCUAAUGGUGGAGCUAUGGAUACACAUUUUGCUAAUAUGAGGUCUCUAAUUCAAAUACUGGACUCAGAAAUGUUUGAACUUAUGCAUCAGAAUGGUGACUACACACAUUUCUACUUUUGUUAUCGCUGGUUCUUACUGGACUUCAAACGCGAGUUGCUGUAUGAUGAUGUGUUCAGUGUAUGGGAGACAAUAUGGGCAGCCAAACAUAUAGCUUCAAACCACUUUGUCCUGUUUAUCGCCUUGGCAUUGGUUGAGUCUUACAGAGAUAUCAUCCUUAGCAACAGCAUGGACUUCACUGACAUCAUCAAGUUCUUCAAUGAGAUGGCUGAAAGGCAUGAUGCCAAAGCAAUUCUGUCACUUGCUCGAGACUUGGUGCUACAGCUUCAGACUCUCAUCGAAAAUAAAUAAGUCUUACGAUGGUAAUUAAUGUCUAUAGCCAGAAGGUUGAGAGAUUUUCUCUAUUUUUGUGAUGAAAGAGAAUAUUGUAAUUAUAACAUUCAUAUAUAUUAUAUUGUUGAAAGUGAAUGUAUUAUAAAACCUCUGUUUGCUGGUACAAAUUUAAAUAUCUAACCUAUUGCAGUAUUCAAAUGUUAAUCAAUGAAGAAAUCCGAGACUUUCAUACUGAACUAACAUGGAUUUCAGUGUUAUUAUUAGAACCCCUAUUACAUGUACAAUGAAUUCAGUGUUGAUAUAAUUUAGAUUAAAACAGCUGCACAGUGUAUGUCCUUCUGUUGGGCUACAAAGAGUUUUCACUCCAAAUCUGGGAUCUGGGAUUGUUAUUUGGGUAUUCUAUUCAUGUUUUAUUUAAUAACAACAUAAAAUUGUUUUUAAUGUUUCAGUUCAGCAGUGGAAAAUUUUUAUGUUGAAAUAAGAAUUUUAGUACAUUGUCAACUGGGUGCAUUCAUUUUACAUAUAAGUAAAAUCCUACUUUCAGUCAGGACAUGGUAGAAAUAAUUCAAGUAGGACAAUGCUUACCAGCCGCCACCAAGACAAUGUUACUGUUCUCAUAAUGGAAGUGAAUCUGUGUAGUGUUAGCAAACAGCCCAGCACAUUCCAGAAACAAGAAUGCCCAAUUUUAUUAAUUGUGAUAUUUAUGAAAUGGUAUGUUGUAUAAAAAAUCACAAUUAUUUUUUUGAUGAAUUUAUAUCUAAAAAUUACAUUGACAAGGUAUGUCCAAAAAUAUAUGAAAACCUUCACAUAGGAGAUAAAGGAAAAGUGAAUUUUCACUUGUAGCUAUACACAACAUGAAUGUGUAGUGGGAGCACUGAUACAUCUAUGUUUAUAUAUGUAAUUUUCAUGCACUGGUUGCCUUCAUCCCCAGCAAAGGCGCAUCCAGUAUCCAUUUCAUAGGACAUCGUAGGUACCAGAACCCUGCGAAAUGUGGUUGCAUAGUGAAAAAUCCUUGAUACAGGAAUUAAACUCUUGCUCUCCAGCACAUACUAGUCACUUUACUGAGGUACAGUGGCUAACUUAAUGUAGAGAGAUGAUCUGCAAAUUUCAGGAAUGGUUAAUAAUACUACAUCUCAAUAUUUCAUAAAACAUUGUCAGCAAGAAUGUAGACUGGAAUCAAACAAAAGGGUGCUUCAAACCUUUUCUUGUGAAUAUAACUGUAAAGAAAGGAAUAUUUUGUCAAUGCAUAUAUUGCUUCUGUAGACUUCUAAAUGUUGUGGACAAGAUUGCAGGCUUCAACAGAAGCAACAGAAAUACAUACUGCUGUAGUCACUAAUAAGCAGACAAGACACAAACAAGCAUAUCCACAGUGUUGAGUCAGAAUUCUGAGAAUAGACAGGAGAGGGCUGAUCACCAGUGAGUUUCAUGGAUAUACUGAAUAUCAGUUUCUUCAUAAUCCAUAAAAUAUACAAACAUAUCAUCGCAAAUAAAUUGUAAUAUAUCAUCAUCCCUGGGAAGUUUUAGGGUCCAUUUUCUUGGAUAGAAAAAUCGUUUUUGGAGAGGAACAAUCUGCUUUCUACUGAUUUGCUAUGUUUUGGGCUCAUGAUUUUGUUUGUUCUGUUUUUUGUUGUACUGGUUCACUUGCAUUCUUGUUUGUUAAAGAACACUCUUAUUCCCAGGGACAAUCAUAAUAUAAUUCACAUGAAUUUCUCUUACUACCAAAUUUCAAAACUUAAAAUUUGUGUGACUCAUGAAAAUUUUCCAUGUCAAAUACUGCUGCCUACUUGUGACAUAUCCUUAAAAUUUCAAAUGAUAUUUUUUCCAGCUCAGUGUUAUAUAUUAUUUAUGAAAUGAAUCUUUAAAUAAUUCCAAUCAAAUUCCUUCCGGGGAACAUGGCUCAUCUAUCAUAUUUUCAGGGUUGCAAAGUACUGCCAUAACUCAUGUGACAUGUAGAAAUGACAGAGAACAGUUCUCAUGGAACCAAGAAUGGCAUCUUCCCACUCAGUUUGCUCCUCCUCCUCUCUUUAGCUUUCCAUUUUAUAUUUAAUGCUAUUACUUUUAAAAUGUGAUGGCAAAAUUAUUUAUUGAAGUAUUGUAUUUGAGCAUCGUGCUGCAUCAGUUGAUCAAUCCAACUUCACAGGUCGUUGGUCAAUCAACGCUUAGUCCAUGCAUUGAUGCAAAUUCACUAUAUGUUCUAGCCACAUGGGGCCAUCAUCACGUACAUAUGAUGUGUGUAAAUUGUUAUAGUGUAAUGUAAUACUAUUAUAGCCUGUGAGGGCUCUGUGUUGAAAAGUUAAUUAUUUUAAAAAACCAAAAUGGUUACAAUACAGUAUAACAAGUUAUGCAAAUUAUCAUAUAUACCUUGUGAUGGCCCUUUGUAGAUGAAAAAUAUUGUGAAUUUAAACGAAAGCAUGGACUAAAUGAUGAAUUGACAAAUAAUCUGUAAGUUUUUUAUUGUUACUAUCGCACAUAAGAAUGAAAUGUGGUGAUAUAGGGAUGCCUUUCUUUAUAAUUUUACAAGUAAGAAAAGAGGGUGCAUGACUUAUGUGAUGAAAUAUGACACUCAAGAAUGGACCUGAUACAAAUUAAUGUACGUGAAGGAAGAAUGUAUUUUCACUGUUAAAAUACGCAUAUAGAGCAUUCAAAACAAACAAGAAUCUAUUAUAACUUAGAGCAUCAAUAUAUUAAAUACCUAACUGGUGUGAUGGAGAGGAAAAUAGAAAAACAAACAUUUCUUUUAAUGUGGACAUUCCAAGAAUAAGACUGAAACUUCCUAUUUUCCAGAUAUCGUUAAUAAUAAAACAGAACUACAUAUUCAAUUAAUUAUUUAAUUAACAACCAUGCCAUUAUUAUGUAUGGGAAGUGGAAGUAUAAACCCAUGUGUUCUUAACCUUGGCACUAGAUACAGGAGAGUGGUCAGCUUCACACCCUAGUCACUCUAACCCCAGGGAACGAGUUCCAGUACCCACUAGACUGGAGGUUGGAUGGAUAGAGCCAGUGUGGAUGUUAUGCAGCAGACAAUUUAUUGCCCUUGCCAGAAUGUGAACUUUUAUUCCUUGGCUAUCCAGCCUGUAGCCCAUAACUGUGUUGACUGAAGUAAUCUGGCUCACAUACCACACCAUCUGAGCACUUCAAGUACUGGAAAACAAAAUAAGAAUUCAGAGGAAAAGAUUUUCUUUUGGCAAAAGUUCUUCAUGAAAAAAAUAUACACCAAAAAGUCUGCAUUGAUGCUGAAGUAUCUCUUUUUUCAUACCUUAUAAAUGACAUGUUGAAUAGAAAUAUGGUUAAGAACAAGAGCUCUUCUUUUACUACAUAUUCUACUGGAAAGUAAUAAUUGGUGUCAUGUUAAAAAUUCUUCUUUUACAUCACUGAAGAAAAUGCUCUAAAAACUCCUUUCCAUAGUUACACUAACUUUGGCAGUAUAUUUUUCCAAACUCCUGAAAUAGUUUGAGGUUCAGAUUUUAACAGUAAAGCCUGAACUAAGGCUAACUACCUUCUCUAAAGUACUUGAAAAAGUUAUGCACAAUAGGUUAAGCUAUUAUUUUCAGAGUAACAAUAUACUAGUCCCAGAACAGUCUGGCUUUAGGAAAGGAAUUUCCAUUGAAAAUGCAACCUUUAAGUUAACAGACAGUGUGUUGAAAUCUAUUAAUCAAAAAAUGCAUGUUGGUGGAAUAUUCUGCGACUUAGCAAAGACUCUUGACUGCGUAAAUCAUGAAAUUUUAUUAACUAAAUAACAUUUUUUUGGCAUUCAAGGAACAACGUUAAGUUGGUUCAGAUCCUACUUAAGAGAUAGAAAAUAAAAGAUUGAAAUAAAAUCAAAUUCAAUCCAAAGUACCUACUUGAACUGGAGAAUAAUAAAACAUGGAGUUCCACAGGGGUCAAUUUUGGGAAUUUUGCAUUUCAUAAUUUAUAUAAACAACCUCCCUCCUACGCUAAGGACCUCAUCAAUACCUAUAAUAUUUGCAGAUGACACUAGUGUUAUAAUUUCUGGUAAAAAUUUGGAUGAUUUCUCCACGUUAUCAAGCAAGGUUCUAUCGCAAAUGAGUAAAUGUUUUUCUGCAAACAAGCUGUCCUUGAACCCAGAAAAAACAAAUGUAAUAAAAUUUAUAACAGAAAACUGACCACAUUAUCCAUUAAAUAUAGGAUAUAAUGAUAAAUAUAUAGAAGAGGGGGUAAACACAAAAUUUCUUGGCUUGCAAAUUGAUAAUCAUUUAAA
Molecule: messenger RNA, 8128 nt
Organism: Cryptotermes secundus
Lineage: Eukaryota; Metazoa; Arthropoda; Insecta; Blattodea; Kalotermitidae
Product: small G protein signaling modulator 2
Exons: 26
Coding region: 277-3930 (1217 amino acids)
Biological process (GO): activation of GTPase activity
Molecular function (GO): GTPase activator activity
Source: RefSeq, a predicted model, not a curated record